AUGAUGGCUUCGUCCAACGAAGAUGCUGAGCUGAGGCUUGUCUCAUCAAUACGGUAUAAAUUCGCCAGUGUUUCUACCGAGGAGAAGAAGCUUAGUGAUGCACUCCACUCUCAACUUGUCCCUCUCCUUGAACGGGCUGGUAGUCAGUAUAAGGCUGUGAGAGAUGCUGCUUUUAAAGCAUUCAUUAGCGUCAACAACUUCGUUAAGCCUAUAGGCGUCGUGUUGCCCGUUGCAGCUCUUGUAGAGCAGUACAAAAAAACCAGUUCGCCUAUGGUUAAGCAGCUGGACUUAAACCUUAUAAAAACAGGCAUUCUAAGACUUGACCAACUUAAGCGUCGAGAGAUACUCCCAGUAGUAUUGCGAGGAAUCUCCAAGGAAACGAACUUGGCUGGCGCCGCCGGGUUUUUCAAUAUCUUCUUGCGUCUGCUUCUAGAAAUCAAGCUACCUGGGCGAGGCAGCAAGGAAGAUGUCGACCUUCGAGAAAGAGUUGGUCUUUCGGAUCCAGGAGAUGCCAGCUACAUAUCACAGUGGCUUGGAAAGCUUUUCUUAUUAAGACAGGAUUUAGCCUUGGCAACCGAGGGAGAACUCGAAGGGAAGCUCCUCGCUUCGCCGUCAGGUCUUACUCGUGAGGAUAUCGCAUUCCUUGAGAAACAACAACGAACAAACUUGGAAACCAGUGGUGCAUUUAUAGACGACGAGCGAUAUAUACCAAUGAUAUGCGCCGCUGGUUCCGCAGAUUCACGAAUCACAUCGAUUGCUGACGAUGGUAUAAAACGGUCUAAUGUUGACCUCGAAAACAAUGGCGUAGUCCAGUCGCUGUAUGACGCGCAUAGAAGAUUUCCAGUUGCCCAUCGGAUACAGGUCCUCAAGCUACUCUCUAAAUCAUCUAUCGCAUGCAGUUUCAAGCAAGAGAUGUUAGAAGCCGUGAGGCAGGAUUUCAGGAUUGUAUCAGGUGAUGAUGCAUCUGUUCUCGGUCUCGAAGGCUUGCGACUAAGCAAAGCAUUAUUGGCAUUUCUGGGCUGGAUUGCUAGAAAUAAUUCCAUUUCUAACGGCAACGGUGAUGAUAUUGGGCCACCUCUUGUUCUAAUCUUGAAGGACUACAUUCUGAAGCAAGGGUGGCCUGAACCCACACCAAGAGGAAACCAGUCGCAGAUUCAAGACGAACAGAGACUACGAGCUAAUGCAUAUGAAACUAUAGGUAUUCUUGCGAGAGGUGGCCGUUUCGAGUAUAAGGCAAAAGAUUCCCUCCUGAAGUGGCUCUUUGAUUCUCUAGUCUCCGACCCAAGCCCAGAUAUUGUGGUCUAUAUUGAGAGUGCCUUGUCAAGUAUGAUGGGUCUUUUCAAGCCAACAACUCCGGGGCAAACAAGAGAUCUGGAAAUAUUGCUCCUGGAAUAUAUGGCAUUCUCUGAAGGACAAGGAAGAAGAACAGCGCGACAUAUCGCAGCGCGCUAUGCGAAUAACUGCCUUCCUUACAGCAAUAUCCAAGCUCGAUGGAUCGAUAUUCUUGCAUUAGGCGGUGGUCCUUCUGAACGACGCGACGUACUAGAAGAAGGACAACGAGGGCUUGAUCCGUGGUGGGCUGCCAAACUUCACCCUGAUGAUGUUCUAGUCCUGCCCGAUUGGACACAACUGGUGCAUAUGUUCUUCAAUAAUGACCAUGAAGACAACGAAAACCGGAUGGAUAUCGAUCAGAAAUCCAAAUACACAUUAUUUCACAAUGAUCGCCUUCAGGCUUUCCCAAUAGCAAUACGCUACGUUAAGCAGAUCUUAUUUCUUACUGCCUUAGGCGAGGAUAAGUUUGAGAUAGAUUGGGAAUCGCAGCUAGAACGAAAACUUCAAAAUGACUUAGGGAGCCGGGAUCGUAUCAGGAAAUAUUUUGGCGUCGCAAACGUGGGCUCUCUCUUCACACUCCUUAACGCGGCCUUUGAUGGUCUUCGAGAUCAUCCCGAGCUUGGUAUCGAGGAGUAUAUUGGAUGUCUCGCAGACAUCUUGUCAUUUGCACCCUCAACAACUGUUAUAUCCCCACUGUCUGCGAGAACUCAAGAGUUACUUCUUAUAAUUAAGUCCAAUGAUCAAAAAGUUAGGAAAUUAGCGUCAAAGGUCUUCGGUAUACUAGCGCCAUGGAGUAGCCAGUCUGCCACCUUUAUUUCUUAUCUGCGGAAUUUUGUCACCCUAUACCCGGAGCCCUCUGCUUCUCAGUCUGCUGAGUACCAGGGUUCGCUUGUUUGCUUGGGUAGUUACUUCUCUCGUGCUGCUUAUUAUGGUAAGAUUAAGCCCGAAGAUGUAUCCGAACAUGCCCAAUUUAUCUGCCAGAGGCUUAUUUCAUCGUUGCGGAAGGGAAGCGCAGACAUCCUAGCCGCUGCUCUGGAAUCCAUCUCCCAACUGUGGACUGCAAAUAUUCAUUUCCCUGAGAAAGACGAGCAUCUAACGGAGAUCAUAGACUCCUUGGCCAAGCUUGCACUUUCGGGAAAUGAGAAAGCGAUUAGUACUUUGGGGAGGCUGGCAAUUCCUUCAUCGGCCGACGUCCCAGGCAAGGAGACAGAGCCGGUAACAAAUAUCCUAGAUAAAUUAUUCGCGUUAUCGGAAAUCAAGCGAACCGAAGUCCAUUUCGCGACUGGGGAGGCAAUUGCAUGUGCAAUCGCUCGGUGGGAUUCCGAAGCUGUGCAACUUAGCCUAGACGUGGAACCUUUUGGAUCGGGCAGAUCUGACAUCGUCGACAACCUUGGAAAGCGACCUCUUAGAAUUGAUGCCACGAUAAACAAGCUUAUUGAGGGUUGCAAAACUACUAAGCCUUCCGUUUUGAAAGCAUCUGGCAUAUGGCUUUUCUGCGUUAUCCAAUAUUGCUCAAACCUCCCUGAGAUCCAAUCUCGUCUGCGCCAAUGUCAGGUCGCUUUCAUGAGACUUCUUUCCGCUCGAGAUGAGCUCGUCCAAGAAACGGCAUCACGCGGACUUGCGUUGGUGUAUGAAAGAGGUGACCCGUCUCUUAAGACGGAGCUUGUAAAGGAUUUGGUCUCCAGUUUUACCGGAACUAAAGCACAAUUGAAAGUUGACGGGGACACUGAAUUGUUCGAUGCCGGCGCCCUACCGACAGACGAGGGAAAGUCAAUUACAUCUUAUAAGGAUAUUGUCAGUCUUGCUAAUGAAGUCGGCGAUCAAAGUCUAAUAUAUAAAUUCAUGGCUCUGGCCACGAACGCCGCGACGUGGACUGCUCGUUCCGCCUUUGGUCGCUUCGGACUAAGCAAUAUUCUGUCGGAUGCGGAAUUGGAUCCUAAGAUCUACCCAAAAUUGUACAGAUACCGGUUUGAUCCAAAUUCGAAUGUGCAAAGAUCGAUGAAUGACAUAUGGAAAGCGGUCGUCAAAGACCAAACAGCAGUGAUCGACAAAUAUUUCGAUGCUAUAAUGACGGACCUUUUGAAAAGUAUAUUAGAUGGAAGAGAAUGGCGUGUGCGAGAGGCAAGCUGUUCAGCGAUUGCGGAACUUAUAUAUGGAAAGCCAUUCGCCAAAUACGAAAAGUACUACGCCGAUAUCUGGAGGCUCGCACUUAGAGUCCUAGACGACAAGAAAGGUUCAGUUAGGGCUGCUGCUCUGAAGUUAUGUAUGGGGCUGUCAAAGACGCUUGUCACGCAGCUCCAAGAGAAUAACUCCUCCGCUUCUGCCAGAGCAAUGAUUGCUCAGGUUCUCCCAUUCUUGUUGUCCGAUAAGGGAGUUGAAAAUUCCGUUAAAGAAAUCAAGUAUUUCUGUAUUAAGACGGUUCUGGAUGUCGUCAAAAACGGAGGCGAUGCACUAAAACCAUUCAUCCCACCUAUUAUCACGCAUUUCCUAGGCUUGUUGAGCACCGUAGAGCCAGACGAAGUCAAUUUUGCGUACCAAAGAUUCAGUGAAGAGGAUCGCGAAAAUUUGGACAAGCUACGAGGCACCUUUGCUACUCGAUCGCCUAUGUUUGAAUGCAUCGUUGACUGUCUGCGGUUUGCCGACGAGGAUGUCAUGAAAGAAUUAGCCCCACAGCUGGUAUCGACCAUCAAAUCAGCUAUUGGAAUGCAGACCAAGAUUGGUUGUGCUGAACUUCUCAGUACCUUGGCACUUCGACAUAGCAUUCUGUUGCCCCCAUACAAUGCGCAAUUUUUAAAGACGAUGGAGACACAGAUCCUAGACCGGAACCACGAAGUGAACAAAGCCUAUGCUAGAAGUUCUGCAUAUCUGCUAAGAUCGGCAAAUUCAGAGACUCGAGAUCAAUUCACAUCGCGACUCGUAGACUUGUACUUUGGAGCUGAGGAUGAUACCCGCCGGCAGAAAGUUGCCGAUGUGGUUCUAGCCAUAGCGAAGGUCUCCCCUGAUGCAUUUACAGACCUUGAGGCUCGUCUCUUACCCUUUUCCUACCUAGCAAAACAUGACACGGACGAUUACGUAUCCGAAGAAUUCGAAGCUGUUUGGAGCCAACACGCCGGUGGGAGCCAUAGUGUAAAACGCUUCGUGGACGAAAUUACACAGUUCGCGCUGAACGGUCUCAAUACGUCGAAGUGGGCUCUUCAACAUGGCGCCGCCAUAGCUGUGGCGUCUAUGAUUACCGCACUCAGCAGUGCGGUUGGGAAAAAUGGACAGUUCGCCGACGCAGAUAUACAGAAAAUAUGGCCCCCGCUGGAAAAGGCCCUGUCGCUUAAGACAUUUACAGGCAAAGAGAAGGUAGUGACUGCAUAUCCUCUCUUCAUACUUCACGGCAAAAAGUUUUGGAGCACGGAUUCGGCUCUUGCAGUGCAAUUAAAAAAGAUAGCUAUCCGUGAAGCAAAACGAAAUAAUGAUUCAUAUCGUCCUCAUGCCUUCCAAGCACUCGCGGAGUUUGCUAGUGCCCGAGAAGAUUUAGAUAUGUAUGCAGAAGUGGUCGCUAUUGUAUCAGAUUACUUGAAAGCCGAUGAAGUACACAAGAUUACGGAGGUAGAACAAAAGACAGUUGAUGCCGCACUCAAAGUUACCCUAACAGCAUAUAAUCGCCAACGAAUGCGGGAGGCCCCGCUUGCCGUGCUUGAUAUUAUAGUGACUACUAUAGAGGGGGCAAGGGAAGCAAUUUCGUCGGCUAGGGAUACGUGGUUCACCAGCGCCGCUGAUGUCUUGAACCAGGCCGCAAUCUCUAAGGGUCCCCUGGACCCUUCAGCGGGUACGGCGGCUACUCGAUGGUUUAGGCUGCUGGUGGCAGAUGAGAGUGAUGUUAUCCUUGAAAAUCAACGCUCAAGCCGGGCAAAAGCGCUCGGGGCUUUCGUGAUGGCGCUAAAGAAAGGCAUUUUUGGCGCAGUUAGCGAACAGGGACCUUUACUUGAUGAAGUUGGGCGGAAGUUGAGAGCUAUGAUAGAAACAGAAAGAUCCAUAGAUGUACAGAAGCUACUAGAGAAAGUUGUUCAACAGCUUGCUGUCUAG
Molecule: messenger RNA, 5406 nt
Organism: Daldinia childiae
Lineage: Eukaryota; Fungi; Ascomycota; Sordariomycetes; Xylariales; Hypoxylaceae
Product: Proteasome-associated protein ECM29 like protein
Exons: 4
Coding region: 1-5406 (1801 amino acids)
Biological process (GO): proteasome assembly
Cellular component (GO): nucleus; cytoplasm
Molecular function (GO): molecular adaptor activity
Source: RefSeq, a predicted model, not a curated record